Messenger RNA from Symbiodinium natans, 624 nucleotides. Lineage: Eukaryota; Dinophyceae; Suessiales; Symbiodiniaceae. The record is from the annotation of a GenBank genome assembly.
AUGUCGUUCCAGCCAGGAGACCACUUGUGGAAAAAGGGUGGGCGCUUUUCAGGAAAGCUGUACGAUCACCACGUGAUUUACAAAGCCAAAGAUGCGAACGGACAUGUCAUAAUUGAAAACUCUUUCCGUGCUGGUGGAGUUGUUCAGAAGAUUCUUUCCGAUGCGAAGCUGCAGCCUUACGAGCUCUACGAGAGGCCUUGCGACGCGGAAAGCUGCUUGGCUAGAGCCGAAGCUGCUCUGUCCGAGCGCCGCAAGUACAGCCUCCUUUUCUACAAUUGUGAGACCUUUGCCAACGACUGCCUUCACGGCUCUGGUGGCAGCUUUCAGGUACGAAGGGCAACGGGGCACGUUGCGCUCUUAAGCUCAGUCUCUUCGGCUGCAGCCACCUCCGCGGCAGUUGGCCUGGUUACCACGAGGCACGUAGUGGUUCACAUCCCGGAGAAAGGGAUGUUUGGUUUGUGGGCCUUGCUGGGUUUCACACGACCAGAAGUGAAGACGGUUCUUGUUAGCCAUCCACUCGGGAUAGCUGCAGCCAGCGGCGCAGCAUGUGGAUGUUGCAUCUGGUCCUGCUUUGCAAUCUUCGGACGUGAUCCGAGAAAGCAUCGAAGGCGCCCGGGUCACUAG